AUGGCGAAAAAACGAGCUGAGGGUAUUCUGGCAAGUGAAAAUAUGGAACAGGCCGAAAAAAUUCGCGAAGUGAAAAAGUUAUACCGUAAGGCAACUGCUGCGGCAUCAACGAAGAAGAAGGUUACGUAUGCGGUAAUGACGAAAGGGAAACGUGGAACUUUGGCCAGACCAAAAGGACCGUACAAGGUAGUAGAUGCUCGAUUAAAGAAGGAUAAUCGGCGUCAGAAGCAAAUGGAAAGGAAAAAAGGCCCGGGUGCUCGCAGACGCGGAGGACGCCGGAAACAAAGGUCAAAUUGA
Messenger RNA from Gongylonema pulchrum, 297 nucleotides. The record is from the annotation of a GenBank genome assembly. Lineage: Eukaryota; Metazoa; Nematoda; Chromadorea; Rhabditida; Gongylonematidae.